Solanum pennellii is the source of this 375-nucleotide messenger RNA. Its product is annotated as octapeptide-repeat protein T2-like. The record is from RefSeq and is a predicted model, not a curated record. NCBI's taxonomy places the organism in Eukaryota, Viridiplantae, Streptophyta, Magnoliopsida, Solanales, Solanaceae. The coding region runs from base 1 to 375 and encodes 124 amino acids. The transcript has a single exon.
AUGCUGCCCGGAGUUGCUGCUACUGCUUCGCCUGCUGCCCGGAGUUGUUGUUGCAGGUGUCUCGCUGGAGGAAAGAGGAGAGGAGAGGGGCGCCGAUUUAGAGUUGUUGCUGGUGCCUGCAAAAAAAAUAAAAUAAGAGGGGCGGAGGGGAAGAGGCGAAAAGAGGAGAGAAAGAAGAAGAGGGAGGCGGAGAGAGGGCGUGAGAAAGGAAAAAGAAGAGAAGAGGGAGGCGGAGAGUGGGAGGAAGAGCAGAGGAGACGGGAAGAGGGGGAAAGACGGGAGAGGGGAGAAGAGAGAGACGAAGGAGGAGCGAGAGGGAGAGCUCACCGGCGAUGGUGGCUUUCGCCGGAAAGAAAUGGGGAGAAAGGGAGAUGA